Puma concolor (puma) is the source of this 885-nucleotide messenger RNA. RefSeq names its product neurexophilin and PC-esterase domain family member 4 (gene NXPE4). The record is from RefSeq and is a predicted model, not a curated record. NCBI's taxonomy places the organism in Eukaryota, Metazoa, Chordata, Mammalia, Carnivora, Felidae.
AUGACAAGUAUGAAAAAUCGUAAGUUACUGUUGGUACUGUUUAUAUUUGCCUCCUGGAUCACGUUUACAGUUUUCCAACACUCCACAAAGGAAUCUCUUUCUAUCCUCUUUUUACCUUUAACUUUUGCCAUUUUGAUUGGCAUACCAUGUCUUGAAAAAACAGUUCGAAUGAAAAAGAAAUGUGAGUUUGGAAUGGCAUCCACAAUCCCGGGUGGACAUGUCUGGAAAGACACGUGGAAUCCUGUCUCUUGUAGUUUGGCUCCAAUCAAAAUGAAAGAAUGCCUAAGAGGAAAUUUUAUAUAUCUAAUGGGAGAUUCCACAAUCUGCCAGUGGAUGGAAUAUUUCAAAAACACACUGAAGUCAAUGGAUCUGCCUGAGGCUGGAAAAUUUCAACACUAACUUGCUGUGGACUUGGAUGAGAAUAUCAACAUUCAGUGGCAAAAACAUGGUUAUCCCUUGAUUGGAUCAUUGACCUAUUCAGUGAAAGAAAUUGAGUACAUUGCCAGAGUCAUUGACAGAACUGGAGGAGAUAAACACACUGUCAUUGUGAUUUCUCUGGGCCAGCAUUUCAGACCCUUCCCCACUGAUGUUUUUAUCUGAGGGGCCCUCAAUGUCCACAAAGCUGUUCAGCAUCAUCUUCUGAGAAGCCCAGACACUAUGGUUAUCAUCAAGGCAGAAAACAUCAGGGAGAUGCACACCGAUGUGGAAAGAUUUAGUGAUUUUCAUGGUUACAUCCAGUAUCUUGCCAUUAAGGACAUUUUUCAAGAUCUCUAUGUGGGCAUCAUUGAUGCCUGAUAAAACAAUUGCAUAUAGCAAAAUAGUGUCCACCCGCCUCAAUCUGUAGUCAGAAAUCAAAUUAAUAUAUUGUUAAACUGUAUUUGCUAG